AUGGCGGCGGCGGCGGCGGCGGCAGCAGCAGCGGGGGCUGCGGGCGGUCGGGGCUCCGGGCCGGGGCGGCGGCGCCAUCUUGUGCCCGGGGCCGGUGGGGAGGCCGGGGAGGGGGCCCCGGGGGGCGCAGGGGACUACGGGAACGGCCUGGAGUCUGAGGAACUGGAGCCUGAGGAGCUGCUGCUGGAGCCCGAGCCGGAGCCCGAGCCCGAAGAGGAGCCGCCCCGGCCCCGCGCCCCCCCGGGAGCUCCGGGCCCUGGGCCUGGCUCGGGAGCCCCCGGCAGCCAGGAGGAGGAGGAGGAGCCGGGACUGGUCGAGGGUGACCCGGGGGACGGCGCCAUUGAGGACCCGGAGCUGGAAGCGAUCAAAGCUCGAGUCAGGGAGAUGGAGGAAGAAGCCGAGAAGCUAAAGGAGCUACAGAACGAGGUAGAGAAACAGAUGAAUAUGAGUCCACCUCCAGGCAAUGCUGGCCCAGUGAUCAUGUCCAUUGAAGAGAAGAUGGAGGCUGAUGCCCGUUCCAUUUAUGUUGGCAAUGUGGACUAUGGUGCAACAGCAGAAGAGCUGGAAGCACACUUUCAUGGUUGUGGUUCAGUCAACCGUGUUACCAUACUUUGUGACAAAUUUAGUGGCCAUCCUAAAGGGUUUGCAUAUAUAGAGUUCUCAGACAAAGAGUCAGUGAGGACUUCCUUGGCCUUAGAUGAGUCCCUAUUUAGAGGAAGACAAAUCAAGGUGAUCCCAAAACGAACCAACAGACCAGGCAUCAGCACAACAGACCGGGGUUUCCCACGAGCCCGAUACCGUGCCCGGACCACCAACUACAACAGUUCCCGCUCUCGAUUCUACAGUGGUUUUAACAGCAGGCCCCGGGGUCGCGUCUACAGGGGCCGGGCUAGAGCGACAUCAUGGUAUUCCCCUUACUAAAAAAAGUGUGUAUUAGGAGGAGAGAGAGGAAAAAAAGAGGAAAGAAGGAAAAAAAAAAAAGAAUUAAAAAAAAAAAAAAGAAAAACAGAAGAUGACCUU
Molecule: messenger RNA, 1020 nt
Organism: Neofelis nebulosa (Clouded leopard)
Lineage: Eukaryota; Metazoa; Chordata; Mammalia; Carnivora; Felidae
Product: polyadenylate-binding protein 2
Exons: 1
Coding region: 1-921 (306 amino acids)
Molecular function (GO): RNA binding
Source: RefSeq, a predicted model, not a curated record